Molecule: messenger RNA, 2325 nt
Organism: Fonsecaea nubica
Lineage: Eukaryota; Fungi; Ascomycota; Eurotiomycetes; Chaetothyriales; Herpotrichiellaceae
Exons: 6
Coding region: 1-2325 (774 amino acids)
Molecular function (GO): flavin adenine dinucleotide binding; oxidoreductase activity, acting on the CH-CH group of donors
Source: RefSeq, a predicted model, not a curated record
AUGGCGGGGCCGGUCCGGCUGCCCAUCAACCUCGAUGCACUGCAAAACUAUCUGGAGACAUCCGUGCCAGAAAUCAAGACUCCCCUGAGUAUCAAACAAUUUGGGGACGGACAAUCGAAUCCAACAUAUCAACUAACCGGCGCCGACGGAAAUCGAUACGUUCUGAGGAAAAAGCCUCCGGGAGCACUAUUAUCGCAAACAGCACACAAUGUCGAGCGGGAAUACCGAGUCCUUCGAGCUCUCGAGAAUACCGACGUUCCCGUCCCUAAGGUGUAUUGCCUCUGCACUGAUCCCGCCAUCAUCGGAACAAUUUUCUACGUCAUGGAAUUUUUGGACGGCCGGAUCUUUACCCAGCAGUCCCUGCCAGGAGUCAGUCCAUCGGAAAGGACAAGCAUGUGGCGGUCAGCCAUGGAAACGCUUGCCAGGAUCCAUCGGGUCGAUUAUAAAGGGGUAGGCCUGGGAAGCCUGGAAAAGCCCGACAAGUUUUAUGUCCGCCAGAUCCGAACGUUCACGUCCCUCUCGAUACAACAGGCACAGGCAAGGGACAAGGAAACCGGUGUCCCCGUCGCCAAGGUCCCUCACUUGAACGAAAUGACCGAGGCAUUUCAGGAUGUUCGAUAUCAACCAGAAGAUCGCAAAACCCUCAUUCACGGUGACUAUAUGAUGCAUAAUCUGAUAUUCCACAAAACGGAGCCACGCGUCAUUGGUGUCUUGGACUGGGAAAUGACUACAGUUGGCCAUCCACUGGCGGACUUGGUGAAUGUGACGGCUCCGUUUGUGUCCGCCACUGCAUCGACUCAUGUCGGCGCGAACAAGGACUCGGCGGCCUUCAAACCGGGGGCGACACCAGGACUCCCCACCAGGCAGCAAUGCGUGGCAUGGUAUGCUCAGGUGAUAGGAUGGGAUCCCUCAGAAGAUCUGGCAUGGGGAGAUGCCUUCUCAGCCUUCCGGACUGCGGUCGUGAUGCAAGGAAUAGCGGCCAGAUACGCAUUAAGACAGAAUAGCAGUGCGAGGGCGUCCGAGUUUGGCCCCCAGGUCGAAAAAUUCGUGCACGAAGAAUGCAUACCGGCGGAUCCGGUCUUUCUCGCCCAGAUUGGGACCGGCGACGGCCGCUGGCAUGGUCACCCGUCCAUCAUAGAUGAAUUGAAGAAAAAAGCUCGUGCUCUGGGCAUGUGGAACAUGUUUCUUCCCAAAAAUCAUUACAAGGACGGCCCGCAAUUCACGAAUCUCGAAUACGCCUUGAUGGCCGAGUAUCUAGGCAAAAGUAGCAUAGCAAGUGAGGCAUGUAACUGCUCCCCACCCGAUACUGGCAACAUGGAAGUCCUCGCGCGCUACGGCUCGCCCGCUCAAAAGAAUCAAUGGCUGAAGCCUCUGAUGGAGGGCCAAAUUCGGUCUGCCUUCCUAAUGACCGAGCCUGAUAUUGCUUCAUCCGACGGCAGUAAUAUUCAACUACGUAUAGAACGCCGUGGCGACCACUACCUACUGAAUGGAUCGAAGACGUGGGCUUCCGGCACCGGCGAUGAGCGCUGUAAGGUUUAUCUCGUCAUGGGGAAGUCGAAUCCGGACCACCCGGAUCCGUAUCGGCGACAAUCUAUCAUACUAGUUCCGUCAGACACGCCUGGGAUGAAGAUACACCGGAUGCUCAGCGUAUAUGGAUAUGACGACGCCCCUCACGGCCACGGCCAGAUUACCUUCACCAAUGUCAAGGUGCCGCUCAACGCACUGAUCUUGGGCGAAGGCCGCGGCUUCGAAAUCAUGCAAGGUCGCCUCGGUCCCGGUCGAAUUCACCACGCCAUGCGUGCCAUAGGCGCCGCUGAGUAUGCUUUAGAGUGGCUGAUCAACCGUCUCAAUGACGAGCGCAAGAAGCCAUUUGGCAAACAACUCUCGGAGCAUGGCGUCCUGUUAGAAUGGGUCGCCAAGUCGCGCAUCGAGAUCGAUGCUUCACGGCUCGUCGUCCUCAACGCCGCGAUCAAGAUUGACCAGAUGGACGCCAAGUUUGCGCUCAAGGAGAUUGCAGAAGCAAAAAUCAAGGUGCCUCAGGUCGCGCUGGAGGUGGUGGACCGAGCAAUUCAAGUACACGGUGCGGUGGGUGUGGGCCAGGACACCCCACUAGCGAGCAUGUGGGCGCACCUGAGGACCUUGCGGAUUGCUGAUGGGCCAGACGAAGCUCAUCUACACCAACUCGGCCGUCGGGAGAACAAACAGCGCAAGGAUGAGGUCAGGAGACGCCUGGCCCAGCAGCAGGAAAAGACCGAGUUCCUCUUCCAAUCCAUGGGCGUGGACCGCAACGAGUUGGGUAAGGCCAAGUUCAACGCGAAGUUGUAG